AAGUGACGAAAAGAGGGAAAAUUAGUGUAAAAAAUGGAAUCUUGAUACACCCCAUUUGCUUUUCUUUGUUUUUUAAUGAGUUAAAGUGACGAAAAGAGGGAAAAUUAGUGUAAAAAAUGGAAUCUUGAUACACCCCAUUUGUUUUUCUUUGUUUUUUAACGAGUUAAAGUGAAGAAAAAAAAGGCAAAAUUAGUGUAAAAAAUGGAAUCUUGAUACACCCCAUUUGCUUUUCUUUGUUUUUUAAUGAGUUAAAGUGAAGAAAAGAGGGAAAAUUUGUGAAAAAAAUGGAAUCUUGAAACCCCCCAUUUGCUUUUUUUUUAAAAGUUUAAUGAGUUAAACUAAAGGAACAAGGGAAAAAGGGUUGAAAAAGAUAGAAUCUUGAAACUAAUUUUAGUAUUUUUCCUAUUUUAAUAUGUGUUUGUAGUUUUGUGUUUAUAUACUAGUGUUUCCUUUUGUAGAACUUUUGAAGAUAUGACUAAAGAUGAAGACUUUAAGCUACUCAAGAUUCAGACUUGUGAGCUCAGAGUUAACAUACAUUGUGAUGGUUGCAAGCAGAAAGUGAAGAAGCUCCUUCAGAGAAUUGAAGGUGUUUACCAAGUAAACAUUGACUUUGAGCAUCAAAAAGUGACUGUUUAUGGUAGUGUUGAUUCUGAUACUUUGAUUAGAAGAUUAGUUAAGGCUCGUAAGCACGCGGAGCUUUGGUCUCCGAAUAACACCAAUCAAACUCAGAAACAACAAAAUCCCAUCUGCAUCAAAGAUAACAACAAGAAUAAGCAAAAUCAGAAGCAACAAGGUAUUCUCAAGAAUCAGCACCAGGAAAAGUUUAAUCUUGUGCCAGAGGAAAUGGAUUAUCUCGAUGAGGAUGAUGAGGACGAUGAUUGUUAUCCUGAGGAAGAGAUGAGGUUUGUGAGAGAUGGACAAAGGCAGAUGGCUAUUCUUAGACAACAAGCACAAGCAAAUAACAAGAAAGCUAUGGCGGCCGCUGUGGCUAAUGGGAAAGGUAACAACAACAAUGUUGCUGCUCAUGGCAAGAAAACUGGCCCUAGUCCGAAUAUGCCAAUGAAGGCAAAUCCCGGAGGCGGUGGCAUUGACCAAAGAGCAAUUCAUGCUAUGAAAAUGAACAUGAAUGGUGCUGCUUCUGCUGCUCAAUUAGGUCCAAAUGUCAACCUCAACGAGGCUGAGAAAAUGGGAAUGGUAGGAGGAAACGACUUAAACUCAAUGAUGAAUCUUGCUGGUUUUCAUGGGAAUAACAACGGUACGUCUACUACUAACAAUAACAACAACAAUGUUGCUGCAUUCUUGAACGCGAAUGGAUUUCAAGGUCAUCAAAACAAUGCUAUACCGGGAUCUUUAUCCACCGGUGGUCAUCAUCAUCCUUCCUCUGCCUCGAUGCUAAUGAACAUGAACAACGGAGGCCAACAACAACAGUACAAUCCAUCACAAAUGCUAAUGAAUUUUCAAAACAGGCAUGCUAUGCAACAUCAACAACAACAACAACAACCUCAGAUGAUGUACAAUCGAUCACCAUUCGUUCCUCCAUCCACCGGUUAUUACUACAACAAUACCAACAAUAACUAUGGCCAAGUCCCUUACACUACUUAUGCUGAUCCUUAUUACUACACUUCUGCUGCUGCUGCUGCUGCUGCUAAUGCUGAUCAAUCUGCCACUAAUACUCAUAUGUUUAGUUAUGAGAAUCCUAGUAGUUGUGGUAUUAUGUGAAGUCUGUUUUUAAGUGUGUAUUUUGUUGUGAUGUGGGAAUUGAAGUAAUGGUCUUAGGAUGAUGAGGAGUAUUUUAGGUCCUCAAUCUUUUUUAUAUUUAACAUCAGAUGAUACAUGAUGUUUAAUAUGUAUUUUCUAGCUACUUGCUACAAUUCUAUAUAUUGUUGUAUAAUUCUCCUUAUUUUAGUAGUUUAUAUUAUUAUUAUUAUUAUUAA
Solanum pennellii is the source of this 1934-nucleotide messenger RNA. RefSeq names its product heavy metal-associated isoprenylated plant protein 37. The transcript has 3 exons. The coding region runs from base 472 to 1719 and encodes 415 amino acids. Gene Ontology annotation, molecular function: metal ion binding. Lineage: Eukaryota; Viridiplantae; Streptophyta; Magnoliopsida; Solanales; Solanaceae. The record is from RefSeq and is a predicted model, not a curated record.